UUAAUUUUUUUAUACCUAUCCUACAUAAAAUCCAUAAUGCUACUCUUUCUUUAUGUCACUGUCAUUGUAUGGAAAACAUCACAUCUAAAAAAAGAAACCAUUCAAAUGGAGUUUGGGAAGAACAUUUCUCUGAUUUGCUCAAACCACACAUGGAGUGAACUAGUCUUUCAAAAAUGGUCCAUUUGGAAGUUAGGCAUAGGGAAGUGUGAUAUUGAGGUACUCUAUAAUGGGACUAUAAAAGACAACUGUACAAACAACCCAGUUUAUGUAAACUCCACUAAUCCACAUCUUUCUAUAUCUAACUUUGAAUCUAAUUAUGUUGGAAAAUAUUCCUGUGAAUAUACUUUCAAUGGAGGAACAGAUAAGAGAGACUACUAUUUAUGGGGUGUUCAUUAUAUAAACCAUACAUUUGGUGAAAACGUUUCUCUCACCUGCUUCCAUCAAAUGGCAAGCAAUGAUAUGGUUACAAAAGUGAUCACAAAGCUCAAAUAUGAAGAAUGUGUUUAUACUGUUGGAAAAAAUCAAAUACUCAAUCAAACAAUCAAAAGCACUUGUGAAGAUCGAAAGGACUUUGUGAUAGACAUUAAAGAUGGUUGGCUACACCUUGACAUACCCGGUUUUCAACUCAAAGAUGUAGGAAAUUACACCUGUGAGACAAGAUACAAUGAAGAAAUAUUCAAACUCUGUUAUGUUUUAUCAGGGUAUCCUGCUAUUACCACGUUUCUCACAGCUGAUACACUUAGAUAUUGUGUUGUUCCUGCUGCCAUUGUCAUUCUAAUUCUAAUUUCUUUAGCUGCUUACAGAUAUGCAGAUCAUCUCCGACGUGCCAAACUUUCUCGCAGCUCCCAAAAUUGCUAAAAAUCUGGGUCUCAUUCUGACUUACAAUCUCACCAGUGAAUUGCUGUAUAUGGCAUAAAAAAUAAGCCAUAUGAAGAUUUUAAUGAUCAAAAUUCACAAAACUGAACUUUGAAUUAAACAAUAUAUAAAAUAAGAGCUUGAACUGCACAAACAAGCCAAAAAGUGAACCGUGUGAACUGACAAUGAUUAACCUGCCAGCUAUAAGACAGCUCAGUAAAGAGCCAGCAAUUAGAAAACCUGGUCCUUUUGACUUUAUUUAAACUGAGUCUUCUUAAACUUUUAAACUCUGUACUCUAGAUCACAUUUUAAACAUAAUCUUGUGUAUCUUUUUAAAUGACUGAUAUUGACUGAUUUUAAAAUCUGUAUUCUUUCUGACUUGAACUUUUUUUUUAGAAUCUUAAAAGGAAAACAGAUUGUUACAAAUACUUUCUGUAAUUUAUUAGACCAUGGGUAAUUAAUAUCCGAAAUGACAAAUAUCCUGACAAUUUGGGACCGAAUUUACAAAUAUCUUGUAACUAAUCUUCAUUAGAUGAGAAUUGAGGCCUUCAAGUUUGAGAUGCAUGCUGAACAGAGAAAGGAAGAGCAGAGCAGGAGAACAAAAUAACCAAGGGCCUCAUGUACAGGUAUAACGUGGUGCAUAGAAUUCACACUAAAUCAUGGACAAAAGUGGAAAUAUGCAUAUGGACAAAAAAUCCAGAUGCAUAAAUCUGUGCAUACAACAAGUUCCCUGCACUUCCCCUUUCCAAAUGCAAAUGAACAUGAAAUUUAACCCACAUGCAUAUGCCUACAACCGCACCCCAAAUCCUCUCAGAAUUUUACAUAUUUUAAUAUACAAUCAAUACAAAUAUCACAUUCCAUUCAGUGUUUUGUUAAAAGACAAAGGUAAGGGCACGUGAAAAAAGAAGAAUGUCAGCGAAUGCGAAGUGUUGGCAAGGAAAAACAUACUAUUUGUUGGCUUACACAGUGGUAUAAGCAACAAAAGCGUGGUGGAAACACUCAAAUGUUCAAAUUCAGAAAGUCAGAUAGUGCCUGAAAUAAAAAAGAAGUGUUCAGAUAUUACAGUCGACAUGAAAAUGCAAGUCGCAGCCCAUACUGAUGAUACAAUGGUGCUGCUGGGCUGAGCACGUCUUCAUGCGCUGGCUGUGCACACACACCUCAGCCUUGGAAACCUCUGGGUGGCCAUCUGACUAUGUGCUGACGGAUGCUGUUCUGGAGUCACAAAAUGCAUUAGUGGAUGCUGUAAGAGAUGUGGCCAAUAAACUAAGGAGUAUAAGGGCUGUAGUGUGUGAUAUUGACCACAAAUUAAAUGCAUUGGUCAAAAAAUAAAUGCUACAGCUGAUUACCUGUUUUUACAUUCUGCUAAUUACAUUCAAAGGAAGUUGUAAUGCUGUCCGAUUUGGCUGAUCAUUUGGUGGGUCAUGGUCAGAUUCAUCAUACCGCAUUCCUUCAGGUUAUGGGCAAGCCAAAAUUGUGUGUCACAUUAUGCAGCAAUCACUUUCUGUGCACUAUAGAGCAGCACAUUAAUAGAGUGGAAAUGCUUUCUAUUUACAUAAGCUAUUCAUUCUCUGAAGGCGCUUUUAUAGUGUAGUGUCGGCACUGAGCGCCACAACGGAUCGAUUCUCUGCUCUUUAUCUUUAAAAGGACUGUUUGCCUUUUGCAGCACUAGUUGGAAAAGGCACCUGCAACUGUGCAGAGCUGCUAUUUAUAUAAGUUCUCCAGCUAUAGAUGAUGUAAUGCCAGCUCAUUCUUUUGGGAAUUCAUCCCUGGUUGAUGUAACUUGUCCGGUGCCAUUGCAAUAGCAAUGUACGUGCAGUGGACCACUCUGAUUACAUUUGAAAAACUGGAUGUUGCUGUGAGUUGCACUUUCAUGUUUCCCAGUUCAACCACAGUUUAAGGAAAUUUUACAUAUCUGGAUGACAAGUGGAUAACACCAUACUAUA
Molecule: messenger RNA, 2798 nt
Organism: Polypterus senegalus (gray bichir)
Lineage: Eukaryota; Metazoa; Chordata; Cladistia; Polypteriformes; Polypteridae
Exons: 5
Coding region: 37-858 (273 amino acids)
Biological process (GO): regulation of neuroinflammatory response
Molecular function (GO): signaling receptor activity
Source: RefSeq, a predicted model, not a curated record